GACAGACAGACAGGAGGACCGACAGACGAGAGACACCCCCGCAUAGUUUCCGUCAGCCGGGUGACGUCUCCGCCUCUCAGCCCGUGUGCAGUGUGACGUUACGGGGCUGUAGUGGAGCCUCUAUCUGCAUCUUGUUGACGGUCCGCCAGGCUUUUCCAGUACUGAGAAGACCCCGGAGUGGAGAGGACGACGCGAACGUCGUUCAGACACCGGAUCAGAACCUCGAGACCUUCCGGAACCAACAUGCAUGUGUGCAGCUACCAGAAGACUUUCUUUUAGUGAAGACUUGAGGGGGUAAAACGGAAACCAGGAAAACAAGGAACAGACGACAGAAGAAAAAGCGAUAAUUCCCAUACUUGGACAUGGCCAGCUCCCAGACCAGUUUGAAAACCCCUUUUAAAGACUUGACCUCGUUUAAGGGCAACAUGAAGAGGCUCUACAGGGAGCGAAUGGAGGAUGCGCCCAUCAAAAAACGAGUGAUGGCAGAGAUCAAUCUGAAGAGGCGCGGCUUGGACUCCCUCCCGAAACUUCCCAAGGUGAAGAAGGAGCUGAUGGAAGAUCUGGCCCAUGAGGCUGAGAUGGACACCGAGGCCUGCAGCGAACUGCACAUUGUGGGCUCUGUGAAAGCCCUGGACCUGAGUCCUGGUCUCAAACACACGCUGGCCCAGUUCACCCUCAGCAGCCAGAGCUCCCUUGGUGGCCCAGCCGCGUUCUCGGCCCGAACGGGCCACGAGAGUUCCCCCGCAGGGCUGCCGCCUCUACCUUCCCCACCUGUUCUGGGCGGAGGCCCUCUUCUGGUUCCCUGCGACAGCUCCACCGAACUCACCCACUCUCUGCUGGAAGGAGAGUCCAUCUCCUGCUUCGUGGUCGGCGGCGAGAAGCGGCUCUGCCUGCCUCAGGUGCUGAACUCUGUGCUGCGGGACUUCUCGCUCCAGCAGAUCAACACCGUGUGCGAUGAGCUUUAUGUCUACUGCUCUCGCUGCGACGCCGAGCAGCUGCACAUCCUCAAAGUGCUGGGCAUCCUGCCAUUCAACGCUCCGUCUUGUGGCCUCAUAACGCUGACUGACGCGCAGCGGCUGUGCAACGCCCUGCUGCGUCCCGGUGCCACCCUCCCCACCGACCCCAGCGGUAAACUGUUAUCCCAAGGCCUGCUGAAAGAGAGUGAGGCCAGCUUCCAGGUGGAGCACCAGUGUCUGGGCAAGUGUCAGGGCCUCUUUGUGCCCCAGUUCUACACCCAACCUGAGGCCCCCUGCAUCCAGUGCGUUGAGUGCCAGCUGCUCUUUUCGCCACAGAAGUUUGUCAUGCAUUCACACAAGUCACCUGAUAAGAGGACCUGCCACUGGGGCUUUGAUUCGGCCAAGUGGCCCUGCUACCUGCAGCUAGCCAGGAAGUACCAGGGGACUCCAGAGGAGCCCAGACUCAAGCAGCUGCUGGACGAGGUCAAAGAGAAGUUCCACUAUCAGCUCAAGAGCUCCCUUGACAAAAAGUCGGGAGAGGAAGAGGAGAGCCAGCUGAGGAAGUCUUCGGUGGAAAUUUGCUCCGCUUCAGACAAGUUAGCCGACACAGAGCCUACGAGAAAGGGGAAACCAUCCCCACCGGCUCUGAUGUUCAACCGUCUCUUUACGGACAUCAAGGAGGAGCCAGGACACCCCACCCUGGUCCAUCCCAGUUACUACCUGUACACAUAUGAUAAGAUGGUGGCUCCCAACGUUUCUCUCAGGAGGGAGGCGGAGAUGACCCCCGAGGUGUUUGGCGCGCUACUCAAGCAUCACUACAGCCGCAGGAUGCUGGGCCACGAAGAGCCACCAAUGGAUCUCCACGCGUCGCCUCCUGUGACGGCCGGCGCAGAGGAGGCCAAAUCCCAGAGUGUGGCGGCUGCUGCCUUGGCCACUGAGCGGGAAAGCCAAACCCAAGCAGUUUCCAUGGAGAUGAGCAGCCCGUACUGCAAGAAAGCCACCCACAUCCCCUCCCACACUCCUCCUCCGGCAUCUCUUCCUCGGUCUGCGUCGAUGCUGUCGUCGGAAACGGAAGCGGUGGCUAAGGACAUGAGAGCUGCCGUCGCCACGGCGUCAGCGGCGACGGUGGGGGGUGUGGAGGAUGACAAGGACAGGAUUGUUGUGGAGAUCAUGCAGAUGUAUAGCAGGCAGCAGGAGAAGCUCAACUCCACCCUGCAGAAACAGCUGCUGCUGGAAAUGGAGCUGGAGGCGUUGCGUGGGGGCGAGGCGACGAGGCUACGGGAGCUGAGCGCAGAGCAGCGGGAGCUCCGCAGCGAGCUGGAGGCGGUGCACAGCGAGCAGGCGCGGCGGCUCGGACAGGCCCGGCAGGAGCAGCUGGAGCUGGAGAGCCGUCUGGAGCAGCUCCGGCAGCAGGCCUGCGCCUGUGAACCCGGGGCCCAGCAGCAGCAGGAGGCCCAAUACACCGCUCAGUUGUCGGAGCUGCGUCAGAGGUUGGAGCGGGCCGAGGCCGACCGGCAGGAGCUGCAGGAGGAGCUUCACCGGGAGCGUGAGGCACGGGAGAAGCUGGAGCACACCAUCGCCCACCUCAAGCAGCAGAUGGCCCAGUCUGGCAUGAUGGGAGGCAGCCCCUCUCCCCCUCUUACUCCCUCCACUGGACCCCUGAAUGCCCACUCCCCACCCUGCUCUUCCUCCAUGGCUGAGGCCCCUGUGGCCGACCUGAAGUAACUGUGACAUUUUCUUCCCAUCACUUGCCAACUCUACAGACACAAACAAUUCAGCCUGACCCUCCGCAGGCUCCCCUUCUGAUCCCCGUUUUUAAAAGAUACAUUACAAGAUUUGUUUUCUUUUUUUUACAUAUAUAUAUUCCCUGUCCUCUCUUUAAACAGUAUUUAAAGACUUUUUGGGCAUGUAUGUUUGAUUUAAUUUAUAGUUUUUAAUAAACUAACAGCUGCUUUAGAGACAGGAAGUUCCAUCACUAUCCUUCCCCGCUUUGAUCAUCGUCCUUCCUGCUCCCUGGUUCCUGGAUCUGAACACUCUGGAUUUUGGACUCCACUGUUCCUUGCUGGUGACACUUUAUGUUACUACCUGGCACGGCCGCCGGUACCUACAGACUUUGUAAACAUGAAGCUCAGAUCCUCAAGAAUCAGCGAGUGGAGGAGUUUAAAAUGACAUCUCUCUCUCUAUAUACAUAUAUAUAAAAAUAUAUAUUUUCUUUUGGACUCCUUAUAAACACAAAUAAAUAUAAUCAUGUUAAAAUAUUAAGUCUUUAUGGAGGAAAAAAGACCUUUACUGUACAAAAACAGACAUUUGUCAUUCGCAGAUGUUGUAGGACCUCAUGAAAAUAUGCCAGUAAUGACACUGAUGUUGAAGUGACUGAGUGUGACCUCUCCCCAAAACCCCUCUACUCUUCUUGUACUUAGCUAUAAAAUACUACAGCCUGGAGGAAAGAUUGGUUUCCUCUUCACUCGACCGGCCAGCUGCUGGUCCUCCUCGGUCUGGUCAUGGGUCAUUCAGACAUCGAGCUAUGCUAGGUUUUUAAAACAUUCCCUUUUCAAAACUGCUAAAAUUUCUCCAUCAUUUGGUUCCUAUGGUUCAAAUCCCUUCAUGACACCAAAAAAAGCUGUAGAGUGAACUAAAACAUUACCCCUCCACACUGGUAGCCAACUAACUGAAAGUAGGCUGGAACUUUUCAACCGACUAGCCUGGGCUUUUGCCCUGGUUCUCUUUCAUAGCAUUCGUUUCAUGUCUCACUAUGGGAACGCCCUGGGCGGAUUUCUUAGGUAGAAUUUCAAAAGGGCCAAUCAGCGAACAGAAGGAGACGAUGACGUUUUCUGCGCAGGUUUAGUAGUCUGCCUCAUGCCCCAUGUCGGCCUCACUUCCAAAUAUUGAAUCAACUUCUCUCUUUGCAGUGGAGGAUGGUUCUUUACAGCGCAGAAUCUCCGGUAAGCGUCAUGGCGUCAAACUUUAGCAGUUGGUUACUAUUUAAAACUUCAGCAGAGUCUACCCCUCCAGCUAGCAAUCGUUUGAAAAUAACCAAAGGUCCAGACGCUGUGUACUUUGUUUUGGUUUUACAGAACUUGAAAAGUCAUCUUCUGAUUAAUUAACUAGAUAUUUUAAAGCUUUUUAUUCACCAGUGAAUCUAUGAAGAGCAGAAUGACAGGAGCUACUAACUUAGCAAGUGUUUAUUCUAGAUUGUUCCUCUAAUCUAUGCAAUAAAACCAAUAUAUCAGUAAAUACAUCUUAGAGAUAACAUAGCUUCAUGGGAGUUUGCCACUUUUCUGUUAAAUAUUGACAAAAAUCCUGAAAUCUCACCAGACCCAAGCAGGAAAUUCGUUGAAAUCGAAUAAAAAAGGGAAUUAAAGUUGCAUUUCUCUUUUAAUUUAACACUUUUUUAUUAUUAUUAUUAUUACUAUUAUUAAAACUUUCAACCUACGGUAUGUUUACUCAACCUUUAUCACACUCUGAUCUCACUCCGGCCCACGCUCUAGUUUGGGCAUAGGUGUUGUUUUUUUCUGCGUUACCAUGACGACUCAUGAGAGAACCCGCAACGUGUCUGCACACACUGGGGUGUGUCGGUGCGUCGCAGCCAUCCGUGCGGAACGGUGGCCCCUGCGUUCCCAACAGAUGAUCAAAGCUGCAGGCUGUCACGGCUCUCUGAGCCUCUCGCUUCAUUGUUAGACAUUCUUGCCGUCUAAGAAUGCGGGUCGCAGGUGAAAGCUGUCGGUUCGCUGGAGUUUCGGGUUCUGUUUGCACUUUUUCACGAACAGCGUGAAGCGGUGGACAUUUAGCACCGAGGCUCGCUAAUGGCAGGCUGGGGGGCCCCGACUUCGAUGGAGCUUUCCCCCUUAUUUGAGGCAGCUGUCGAUGUCGGGGGACCCCUCUGGUGGAUGACCCACAUCCAGAUCAGAUGCCCGGGAGGAAUCCCAUCAUGCCCAGGCUGAAGCGCUUUUUAUCACCACUAUAAAAAGAUCCCUGUGAGCGUCUGUGCGAGUGCGUGCGUGUGUAAAUAAUUGUGUAACGGGAUCGUCCUCGGUAUAUAUAACAAAAACAAAACAAAAAACAGAGCUUCUUUUUUAUGCAUCUGCUAUUAAUGCAAAUUGAUAAGACAUUCCACUGUGCUCCAUCCUGUUCGAUGCAGAUUUUCUUACACAGCCUCCCUUUACAGAGACCGACCGGAAGGAGCGGACAGAGAGCAGGCGGAACAAAUGUACACUCUACUGUUGUUGCAUUGAAAACAUUUAUUAAGAUGAUGAAAGACAAAUGUUUAACAUAUAAACGAAAGAUUUAUAUUCACUUUGUAAAUAAGGUAGUCAUUAAUAUAUUAACUGUUCUUAUAUAAAUAAUCUAUGAAAGGUUAUAUGAUUUGGACCACAGCUGAGGCUGGAGUGGGCCUAAUUGAUUUUCUUUCUUUUAUUUAAAAGAAAGAAAGAAAAAUGACUCUUUGGGAGUGGAUGUGGGGGAAUGAAGUGCAUGGUUUACUCAGACAUCAACUAUAAAACAAAAAAAAAAAAAAUACUUUGUUACACACUUUUACUCCACUUUCAGAACUGACGCUGUUGUUUUUAUGGAUUUUAUCAUGACAGAUUUUCUUUUUGCUAUUUGAACCUUCUCCCUUAAUCUAAAUCUAAAUCAGAAAUUUGUUCAAGAAGACAUUUUGGAGAAAAAAAACAAAAAAGAAAAAAAAGUGUCUGCAUGUUUUGCUGCCCUUCCAGUUUAUGUCGCCAAGUUAUAAUCUGUUUAUUGUUAAAAAAAAAAGACUGAAGAUUUCCCUCCUCAGAUUUUUUUUUUUAAAAGGCUCAUCUGCAUGAAUUAUUGAACAUGUGCAAAGUUUUAUCUCCCUUGUGGUUGAGAGGCUGGCCAGGAUAUGAAGUCACAGUAUGAUCAUAAAGAUUGUAAACUGUAGAAUAAUUUGGUCUGACUAUUUUUCCCCACAUUGAAAUCAUGUAUUAACCAAUCGGAUGCUAAUCAGUAUUAUUUUCAUUCUCCUGUUUGCUUCUGCAGUAGAAAAUUCACCCAAGAUGUGUUUUUUUUUUUCUACUGUCAGAGGAGUUUGCAUUGUAACCACAAGUGGGCGCUGUUUAGUCUUUUUAAGUGUACAUCUAUUACUAACAGUAGGAAAAAAUUCCUUUUAAGAUGGCAUGCUGGGCCUUUCUUUGGCUUUUUGCAGCGCUUUGAAAGCUUAGACGUGUUUUGUACAGUUGUGAAUUUUGCCAAACUGAUAAAAAAUGAAAAGAAGGAGCCUGGAAAAUGACUGCAGAAGGCUCAGAUUGACCGUCGAAGGUGGAAUUUACACAAAAAUAAACCUGAAUCUGUUGCUUUCCCAUCAGUGCUGUUUGCAAACAUGAAACGCAGUGUCUGUGUGUGUGACCAUUGCAUACUACGUUGCCAAUACUACAGUGUGAUGAGAAUUUUUUGUUCUUGCAUGAAUUAGAGACACUGUUCUCCUACCUCAUGUUGUGAUAUAAGAUGUUUUUUUAAAGCAGAGGACACUGCAUCUCUAACUGUUGAGCAUCAUUAUUAAAUGACAUACCUGUAAAUGCUUUUAACUGAUACCACGGUUGUAUUUAGUGUUUUUUUUUUUUUUGUUUUGUUUUAUUUCUGGAUUUUUCCCCCCUCUUUCUUCCUUGAUUUCAGAACCUGUAAAUAAAUCCUGUAUAGACGAUAAACUUGGAUCAAAUUCAAGUAAAGUUCUGUAGUGUCAAAAUGA
Molecule: messenger RNA, 6663 nt
Organism: Gambusia affinis (western mosquitofish)
Lineage: Eukaryota; Metazoa; Chordata; Actinopteri; Cyprinodontiformes; Poeciliidae
Gene: skila
Product: SKI-like proto-oncogene a
Exons: 8
Coding region: 363-2681 (772 amino acids)
Biological process (GO): negative regulation of BMP signaling pathway
Cellular component (GO): nucleus
Molecular function (GO): DNA-binding transcription factor activity, RNA polymerase II-specific; SMAD binding; RNA polymerase II cis-regulatory region sequence-specific DNA binding
Source: RefSeq, a predicted model, not a curated record